AUCAUCUUUCACUUUCACUCUUCCUCUUGUGCCAUCACUCUCCCUCUUCCUUCGAGGGUUUCUUUUCUUUUCUUUUUUUCUUUUUCUUUUUCUUUUUUCCAUUUCCUUUUUUUUCCCUAAAUAAAAAAUCUCUAUUAUAUAUCGCUGUUUCUUCUCAAAGAAGAUGAUGCAGCAGAGGCUGAAGCAGCAGCAGCAACAAGCAUUGAUGCAGCAGCAAUCCCUUUAUCAUCCCGGUCUUCUUGCUCCUCCUCAGAUAGAGCCUAUCUUGAGUGGAAAUCUGCCUCCUGGAUUUGAUUCAAGUACUUGCCGCAGUGUGUACGUUGGAAACAUCCACCCGCAAGUCACGGAACCACUUCUUCAAGAGGUCUUCUCAAGCACUGGGCCCCUUGAGGGAUGCAAGCUCAUAAAAAAGGAGAAGUCAUCCUAUGGUUUUGUGGAUUACUUUGAUCGCCGAUCAGCAGCCCUUGCUAUUGUGACUCUUAAUGGAAGGCACUUGUUUGGGCAGCCUAUAAAAGUUAACUGGGCAUACACUAGUGCUCAGAGAGAGGACACCUCAAAUCACUUUAACAUUUUUGUGGGUGAUCUCAGUCCAGAGGUUACAGAUUCCACACUGUAUGCAUGCUUUUCAGUCUACCCUAGCUGCUCUGAUGCAAGAGUUAUGUGGGAUCAAAAAACAGGUCGUUCAAGGGGGUUUGGAUUUGUUUCCUUUCGUAAUCAGCAGGAAGCCCAAAGUGCAAUAAAUGACUUGAAUGGGAAGUGGCUUGGAAGCAGACAAAUCCGCUGCAACUGGGCAGCAAAAGGUGCUGGAGGAAUUGAUGACCAGCAGAGUUCAGAAGCCAAAAGUGUCGUUGAAUUGACAAGUGGAACAUCAGAUGAUGGUCAUGAAAAGGCCAAUGAAGAUGCUCCAGAAAAUAAUCCCCAGUAUACAACUGUUUAUGUAGGCAACCUUUCUCCUGAAGUUACUUCAGUUGACCUCCAUCGUCAUUUUCAUGCACUUGGAGCUGGUGUUAUUGAAGAUGUCCGUAUUCAACGAGACAAAGGGUUUGGUUUUAUAAGAUACAGCACCCAUGCUGAAGCUGCUCGAGCAAUUCAGUUGGGAAAUGCUCAAUUCCUUUUUGGUAAACCUAUUAAGUGCUCGUGGGGAAGUAAGCCUACUCCACCAGGAACAAGUUCUACCCCUCUUCCUCCUCCAGCUAUGGCACAUGUCCCUGGUUUUUCAGCAACCGAUCUUGUUGCCUAUGAGCGGCAGCUUGCCUUGGCUAGAAUGGGCGGUUCACAAGCACUCAUGCAUUCCCAGGCUCUUAUGCAUUCUCAAGGUCAGCGAAUUGGUGCUGCUAGUCAAGCAAUUUACGAUGGUGGUUAUGCAAGCAUUGCUACAACUCAACCACCAAUGUACUACUAGUGAAUUCGAUGAUUGCAAUCGCUAAAACACUUGCUGGUGCUCUGCUGGUUUUUGUUUAGUAGGAUGGUUUUUGUUUCGUCGUUAGUUUGUUGUGUCCCAAGCAUGUAUGAAUAUGUAACUUGUUUUUCGUCUGGGAAUAGCAAACUGAGUAGCUAAUUCAAUGGCAGUUCAUUGGAUUAGCAACUUUUUCUUUUUUCCCUUUUUCGAAGGAGAUCUAGGAGGUGUUAUGAGCCCUGUGAAUCAUGUUGAAUAUAUAUAUAUUUUGCUUUUUCCCCUUUAUUUCCUAAA
This is a messenger RNA of Nicotiana attenuata, 1690 nucleotides long. Its product is annotated as oligouridylate-binding protein 1-like. The transcript has 12 exons. Gene Ontology annotation, molecular function: mRNA binding. The coding region runs from base 164 to 1402 and encodes 412 amino acids. The record is from RefSeq and is a predicted model, not a curated record. NCBI's taxonomy places the organism in Eukaryota, Viridiplantae, Streptophyta, Magnoliopsida, Solanales, Solanaceae. Gene Ontology annotation, cellular component: cytosol.